CAUCCCUGCUUUAUUGGCAUGCGGUAUGAAAAAAAACUUCCUUUAGUUUUAAACUUACCACCUACUUGUUUCAUUCUGCGAACACUAGUUCUCGUCUUGUGACACAAGAUUAGCACAGCCGGUCCUCAGACUUGUGACACAAUUGGUUCCUGAACAACGUUUGACCUAAGGUGCAGUUUAACUUGGAACCAAUUUAACCAUAGGAAGCAAUGUUAUAAAUGGGGAUUGGUUCAUGAACCAACGCCCGAUACCCUAUUUUCACCAAAAAUAACCUAGAAUUUUGUACUCAGUCAAUUAUAGAUGAGUAAUAUAGCUACAUUAAUGUAUUUACAUUGUAAAUAGCAAUCAUAUUGAUUUGGAAGGACUACUUUGAAGCGACUUUGCUGGACCUUUUGAAGGGUCCUUGGCUGGAGGCUUCUCAGGAGUCUUGGCCGCAGGUUUUUCUGGAGUCUUGUCUGCUUUCUUAAAGGAAGUGGCCAAGGAAGUUUGGACAGACGUUCUCCAGGGAGAUGGGUGAUGCAGCGAACUUGUUCACUGAUGUGGUAUGGCAUCGGAUCAAGUGUUGUAAAGUCAAAACUGACGUCAGAAAGUUGAAACGGUGUCAAUUUAUAAACAUUGUAAGAGCGAAGCGUUGUAAGUCGAGGACUGCCUGUAACUAAUAAAUCUCUGUUGACUUUCUUUUCACCAUUUAGUACUUUGUAAACCUUUAUCGUGUCCCCCCUCAGGUGUCUCGUUUCUACACUGAGUAGGCCUAGCCUCUUACGGUAAACCCUCCAUACCGCUAGUCAUCCGUGUUGCCCUUCUCUGGACCUUCUCCACUUCUUCUAUAUCCUCUUUGAGGUGAGGGGACCAGGACCUGGGCGCAGUUUUCAAGGUGUGGAUGCACCACAGAUUUAUAAAGGAGUAUCACGAUACUUUCAGUUUUGUUUACGGUUCCCUUCUUAAUAACACCUGCUGUUUUGUGUGCCUUUUUGAUGGCUGCUGAGCGCUUCGCUGAUGUUUUUAGCGAACUGUCCUCAAUGACUCCCAGGUCUCUUUGCUGUGUGGUGACGGCUAACGCGGGGCCUAGCAUCGCAUAGGUAGAGUUUGGGUUAUUUUCACCCAUGUACUUCACUUUACAUUUGUAGACAUUGAAUUUCACCUGCCCGUUCGCUCAGUAGCACCAGAUCUUUUUGUAGUUCCGCACGGUCGGUCUUGGUCUUUACUACUUUGAAUAAUUUUGUGUCAUCCAUGAAUUUGACCACUUUGCUACCUGCCCUCUUCUCCAGAUCAUUUAUGAAUACGUUAAGCAGCCCUCUGGUCCCAGCACAGGUCCCUGGCGGACCCCGGCAUUUACGUUUUUCUAUCCUGAUAACUGACCGUUUAUACUAACUGUUCGUUUUCUAUUUGAGAGACAAUUUCUGAUCUACAAAUGGCCAUUCUUUGUGAUCCCAUGAUUACUUAACUUAAUCAUGAGUCUCUGAUGGGGGAUCUUAUCAAGGUUUUUUGGAAGUCCAGAUAUAUUAUGUCAACUGGAUCACCUGGAUCCACCUGCUUGCUGACACCUGUAAAGGACUCUAGUAGGUGAGGCAUAAUUUCCUUUUGGCAAAGCCAUGUUGAUUCCUGCCCAGCAAGUCCUGUUCAUCUAUAUGAUGAACUUUCAUUAUUGAUUUUUUUGUACCAGUUUUCCAGGAACAGAAGUUAGGCUCACUAGCUUGUAGUUUCUUAUGUUCCCUCUAGAGCCUUUUUUAAAUAUGGGACUCACGUUGGCAUCCCCCAAGUCCUCUGGACCCAAGACUGGUUGUAGUGAUGAUUAGGUUACAUACUUCAGUGAGGAGUUUAGCAGUUUCCCAUCUGAGCUCCUUCAGGGCCCCAGGGUGAAUGCCAUCACAUCCUGGUGAUUUGCUGCUGUGUCAUUUAUUAAUUCCCCAUGACCUCAUCUAUUAAGGGCUCCGUUUGGGUCAGCUCCACUGACUUGUCCCGAGAGAGGAGUGGGUCUGGUGAGGGAAUCUCCCUGACAUCUUCCAUGGUGAAGACAGGUGCAAAGAAUUUAUUUAGUUUCUCGGCAAUGGCCCUGUCAUCUUUUAGUGUCCCUUUCACACCCUGCUCAUCCAAAAUCCCAGCUGGCUUCAUGGCAGGUCUUGGGCUUCUAAUGUACUUAAAGUAAUUUCGGUUGUUACUUUUUGUGUCUCUAGCAAGUUUCUCCUCAAAGUCUUUCUCAGCUUGUCUUAUUACAGUUUUACAUUUGAUUUGCUAGAGGUUAUGCUCUCUUUUAUUUUCCCCAUUAGGAUUUGACUUCCACCUUUUGAAAGAAGCCUUUUUUUCAGCUCAUUGCCUCUGCAACUCUGCCGCUAAACCACGCUGGCUUGCUUUUGGUCUGCUUUCCUUUUUUUUGAUUUUCAGCCUGCUUUUGCUCUGUGCCUGCAGUAUGGUGUUCGUAAGUGGUUCCCGUGCUGCUUGCAAGUUCCUCACCUCCUUAGGGGCCCCUUUUAACUUCUGUCUAACUAGCUUCCUCAUUUUAGUGUGCUCUCCCUUUUUAAAGUUAAAGGCUACUGUGGCCAGUUUUCUUCUUGCCUCCCCUCCUGCAUGGAUGUCAAACCCAGUUGCCUGGUGGUCGCUAUUGCCGAGCAGCUCAGGAACACUUACCCUUUGCACCAGAUCCUGUGCACAUCUUAAGGCUAGGUCAAGAAUGGCCUUUCCUUUUGUUGGUUCCUGGAAGAACUGCUCCAGGAAACAGUUUUAUAAUGUCAAGAAACUUGCUCUCUGCAUUCCAGCUUGAUGUUUGAUUGACCCAGUCUAUUUGUGGGUAAUUAAAAUCGCCCAUUAUCAAUUACUCUGUUUUUCUGCUGCUGCAGCCUCAUGUCUGAGAAGCUGAGAGCUUAUUUGCAAGGGGGAAGGUGUGAUGGGGAUUGCUGUCUUGGAAAGUGCCUUGUAGGUUCAUGGCAACGAACCUGGCAGGGCUGGUUUAGUCAGGGAAAAUCCUGUCCUAAGUAAGGGCCUGGACUAGAUGACUUCGAGGUCCCUUCCAGUCCUACUUUCCUACCAUCCUAGAAAAAGACAGUAAAAAAAUUUGUUAGACAAGCAGGUCUGUUGUAUUAGCAACGCGCCUUUUUUCAUCUCUGGUUCUGUGCAGUUGUCUCCUAUAAAUACAACUUUGUCUUGUGUCAACUGAUAAGACAGACAUGAUGGCUAAACCUCUGCUCAUCAUGAGGUGAUAAGUCUGCCGGGGGUCUGUUCGUCGUGUAUGAAGAUGCAGCUUUGCAUUUGCAGUUUCUCCCGUUUCCACGGGCUGCGUCUCCGUAUUGAAAAGUUGGGGGCUGCGGGCCAGACGGAAGAGUUCUGUAGCUUGCACGUUUAGCAGUCCCUGCAAAUUGCCAUUUCUUCCGUCUGUUUUAACUUGAGCUUUUUCAGAUACUGUGUGAAAGGUUAUUGGAUUCAGGUUUAUACGGCGUUUGGACAGUACAGUGCUCAGUGAAAACUAGAUAUUUUUUAUUAUUCUUUUUCGAGUGCGUCGGAGGCACGCAGCUCCCAAAAAUGCCUACAGAAUUCCACUCUCGUGCCUUGCCAACAGAAUUAUGCUAUCAGAUGGAUGGCGGCUCCGUGGCUGCGCAAGCUGCUGUUAUUCACUCAUUUACCAGUAGACAAAGGUGCUUUAUUUCACACUCCUGUUCAGGCCAUAAUGAUACUAUCCUGAUGCCCGGACUCUAUGCAAGAAACACUUUUACUUGGAAACUACUUCUCGUUUGGUAUGAGCAAGUUACAUCCAGGAUUGGCUUCCAGCUUUGUGUCCUGAACUAUAUGGGUGGGAGAGGGAAGUUUUGUAUCGUGCUCAAACAGUCUGCCUUGGGACAUGUCCCUGGAGUGACAAUGAUGGGCUGUGGUGGCAAAUAUGAGUGCCAGCCUUGGUCACACCUCUCGAAGCCUGGGUGGGAUGCAGUUAUCCCCAGGAUAACUGGUCCUGUGAGAGCCCAACAAAGAUGAUCACCUCAAGAGUACCAUAGAGUAGUAUGUAGAAGCAAGGAUUGUCCAAAUAUCCUGUCUUAAAUUUACAAUGAUCUGCCUUCUGGUGUGGCCAUCAAAUUCAGUCUCCUGGGCCGUGUCCAGAUGAGCAUGGAUGUGCAGUAUGUGGCACAGCAGACCUGCCUGCAGCGCCAUACACUGCCCAUUCACGUGUUCCCUGCACUGCUACCUUGCAGGGGGGAUUGUUGACCCCAGGAGAGCCUAGGAUCAAAAAACCCAUGCGGGAAAAAAAAAAAAGCGGGGUGGCACAUGUGGUGGCAGCGUGCACCACCCAAAACCGGAGCCUGGCCAUCCAGAGCUGCACUCCAGCUGCCGGCCAGGCUCCCAGCUGCAGAAGCAAUGCGGCUGCAGCUUCCUUGGCCCCCAGGACCCCAGGUGAGGCUGCUACGCCCAGCACAGUUGCUGGCUGUAGCCUCCCCUUCCCCACUUCGGAUAACCUGCUGUGUGCCAGAGCGCAUGUGGCACAGGUGUUCCCCAGGGACAAGGAGCAGUGGCACAAGGUGUGCCAUAGCUACUUGUCCCUGGGGAACCAAAUGUCUGCGCUCGUCUAGACGUGGCCCUAGAGAGCAAUUGUAAGACAGAUGGACAGUCUUGAGGAGCUUGGGGGGGACUCAGAUCAGAGGCUAAGACUGCACAAAAGGGUCAGUCCUAGUUGGUGAGCAGUAUCCAUGUCUGUAGUCCAGACAGUACCAGGAGUUAGGAGCCCAGGAAUCCAGAACGCGCGCACACUGUAAGGGGGACCAGGGAAUCGGGCAAGAACCAGGCUUGGGGGAAACAGGAGCAGCUGCUUCGGGUUGUGAAACAACGAGCAACCAAAGUCCAAAUAAAGAGCCUGGUCUUACAAGCCAGGUCCAGCCUACUCUGCAGCCAGCAAGCUUGACUCUGCAGCUGGUGCCCCUCUGAAACCAGGUGGUCCUGCGGAGGUGGCAGAUUCUCCUAACAUCAGCCUCCAUUGGGCAAGUAGCUCUUAAUGGAAGAACACGGAGUGACCCAAACAGAACACAUGGCCACUAUCGAGGCCCACGCCGUGGCCCAGCAGGUGCAGCAGGUCCACGUGGCCACCUACACUGAGCACAGCAUGCUGAGCGCGGACGAAGACUCGCCCUCUUCGCCAGAGGAUACUUCCUACGAUGACUCGGACAUUCUCAACUCCACUGCCACCGAUGAAGUCACUGCCCACUUGGCUGCUGCAGGCCCAGUGGGAAUGGCAGCCGCCGCUGCCGUGGCAACGGGUAAAAAAAGAAAACGGCCUCACGUUUUUGAGUCCAACCCAUCCAUCCGCAAGAGGCAGCAGACGCGCUUGCUACGGAAGCUCCGUGCCACGCUAGAUGAAUACACCACCCGAGUGGGGCAGCAGGCCAUCGUCCUUUGCAUCUCACCCUCCAAACCCAACCCUGUUUUUAAAGUGUUUGGCGCUGCACCGUUGGAGAACGUGGUGCGCAAGUACAAGAGCAUGAUCCUGGAAGACCUGGAGUCAGCACUAGCAGAACACGCACCUGCGCCACAAGAGGUUAACUCAGAGCUGCCCCCCCUAACCAUCGAUGGGAUCCCUGUCUCUGUGGACAAGAUGACCCAGGCACAGCUGCGAGCUUUCAUCCCGGAGAUGUUGAAGUACUCGACAGGGCGUGGGAAGCCGGGCUGGGGGAAGGAAAGCUGUAAACCCAUUUGGUGGCCUGAGGAUAUUCCGUGGGCAAACGUCCGCAGUGAUGUCCGCACAGAAGAACAGAAACAGAGGGUGUCCUGGACCCAGGCGUUGCGCACUAUUGUGAAGAACUGCUAUAAGCAGCAUGGGCGUGAGGACUUACUUUAUGCCUUUGAGGAUCAGCAGACACAGCAGCAGACAACAGCCACCCACAGCAUAGCACACCUGGUACCAUCGCAGACUGUGGUACAGACAUUCAGUAAUCCUGAUGGCACGGUCUCCCUUAUCCAGGUUGGCACAGGUGCCACGGUCGCCACGCUGGCUGACGCCUCCGAGUUGCCUACCACAGUUACCGUCGCACAAGUGAAUUACUCUGCAGUCACUGAUGGCGAGGUGGAACAGAACUGGGCAACGCUACAGGGAGGCGAGAUGACUAUCCAGACGACGCAGGCUUCAGAGGCCACGCAGGCGGUGGCAUCGUUGGCAGAAGCAGCGGUGGCAGCAUCUCAAGAGAUGCAGCAAGGAGCAACUGUUACCAUGGCACUCAACAGUGAAGCAGCCGCCCAUGCUGUAGCCACGCUUGCAGAAGCCACCCUUCAAGGUGGCGGGCAGAUCGUCCUGUCUGGUGAAACGGCCGCGGCAGUGGGAGCGCUCACCGGAGUCCAGGAUGCCAAUGGGUUCCUAGCAGAAGACUGUUCAGGUGGCAAGUGGAGUCUAGCAGAUGUUUCCACAGGCCUCGUCCAGAUCCCCGUGAGCAUGUACCAGACAGUAGUGACGAGCCUUGCGCAGGGUAACGGUCCCGUGCAAGUCGCCAUGGCGCCCGUCACCACGCGGAUAGCAGACAGUGCCGUCACGAUGGAUGGGCAAGCCGUGGAGGUUGUGACCUUGGAACAGUGAUGCUGCCGCAGCAGGAUCAUGAUGGUGUUUUUUUCUCGUCUCUUACGCGAAUAAUUUUUUUAUGCCUCUCCAGAGAUGCAAUCAGGUGGCACCGAGGCUCCCGGCUGGGGAAGCAAAGGUUUUGUUAACCUUUUUUUAAAAGGAGGGAAAAAACAAAUAGCAGAGGAUGUGUGUUCAGUGCAUUUUUAUAGCUCCGCUCUGCUCCCGCAGGAGUGAAAAGCCCAUUGCUGACUGGACUUUCCUUCCGCCGAGAUUUAAAACCAAAAUGCAGCUCCACUCCCCCAACCCCCCCGACCCCCAGCCCUCCACCCCGCAUGAAGUAUCUCCCUCUGAAUCAGGGUGAGAUUGGCAAGACUCACUCCCUCCUGUGCCCCCUGCCCCAGCAGGAAGUCACAGUGCCCCUGGUUGGAGACCAUUCUACUCAUGCUAAGCCAGUGCCGCCGCGACUCCCACUGUGGCUCCUGGCCACCCCCACUUUGCAAAUUAGGUUUCAAAGAUUUUAACAUGGACUUUGAGAGACAGUUUGGGAACAGCCUGUCUUGGAAGGCACGUGCGCAACAGCGGAGGCCCAGCAGCAGCCUGUCGAAGGGGUAGUGACGUCCUUGGAGGCAGCACCUGGCUCUCAAUAAAGAGGAAAGUUCUGGGGCAAAGCCAGCGGAGAGAUCCCCACCACACUCCCUCCCCGUCCCCCAGAUCCACGCCGGAGACCUGGACUUGCCUCUCCCGCACCCUCCAAAUGUAGCCGCCACUUGAGAGCCUUCUCUACCUUCUUGCCGUGGCUGCCAGAUGAGCAAGGAGACAGUCCGAGGGGCUCGGGCUGUGGGGUGAAGGAGGGGGAAGGACAUGAAGCGAGUGGAGGAGUCUCUGAGCUGUGCUUUUCCCCCUUCCCUUCCUCAACGUGCCCCCCCAGGACUCGCGCUGCAACCGAAGCACAUUCAGCCACGUCGCUGAGAGGUACGUCUGAUUCGCACGCAGCGCAUCUGUCGCUGGCAUGACCGGAGCAGCACUCGGAGUGCUCUGAACAGACGGUCCAUUAUCCCGCCUGCGCCCGGAGGGCCCCGUUCCCAGUCCACUUCCUCGUUCAGUGAAACAUGGGGAUGAAACCAUGAGCGGCCCCAUUUUUGGGUGACCCCGUCCCUUAGUCCCCCCCACGUCCAGCUCCAUUCGUGUCCCACAGGCCACGUGCCUGCUCCUGCUGUAUGUGCAUUUCCAGCACGGCUUUGCUGCUGCUAGUUUUUUUAAUCUACUUCACAUGAAAAACUCCAGACCGAAACGGGCCUGGGGCGUUUUCAGUGACUGGGGGGUUUUUUUUGUUCAUUAUUUUUAUUUUUAUUUUUUUUACUUGACUUUCAAAUGGGCCAAACCUUUGCUUCCCAAAAACAGAACAUGUUCCCCCUCCCCGCCCCAAGUCAAACUCCUCUCCCUCUUAGCUGCACCCCCUCCGGUGUGUGCCGCUUUGCAUGGUAUUUAAUUUUUUAUUUUAAGUGGCCAUUAACACCGUUCUCCACGUCUUUCUCCGCCUUCACGAGAGUUUUCAGAUUCUUGUAUUUACUUGUUUUAUAUGAAAAAAAUAUCAAAUGUUCUUUGUAUACGUUUUUCUGUACUUUAAUGAGGGGGCGGGGAAGAUUUCCAUAGCAGCAGUCCUGGUUCUCCGAUUCAUUCUUUUUUUUUUAACGAUUCUUUUUUUGUUUUUUGUUUUUUUAAUUGUCGUUGUGAAGCUGUCGGUGGCUUUCGAGUCCGUGUUUCUUUGGCGAUGAAAUAACGUUCUUUUAGUCUGAGAGAUUCUCCCCUCCCUCCCCACAAAGGAAAAAAAAAAAAGCAGUCGAGUAGCAGAGCAUGGAAUAAUCCCUGUUGUUUUCCCAUCCUAUUAUUGCCUCAUUCAAUAAAUUGUUACAAAUGUG
Messenger RNA from Alligator mississippiensis (American alligator), 8439 nucleotides. RefSeq names its product nuclear respiratory factor 1 (gene NRF1). NCBI's taxonomy places the organism in Eukaryota, Metazoa, Chordata, Crocodylia, Alligatoridae. The record is from RefSeq and is a predicted model, not a curated record. Gene Ontology annotation, biological process: regulation of transcription by RNA polymerase II. The transcript is spliced from 12 exons. Gene Ontology annotation, molecular function: DNA-binding transcription factor activity, RNA polymerase II-specific; RNA polymerase II cis-regulatory region sequence-specific DNA binding. Bases 4970 to 6538 code for a protein of 522 amino acids. Gene Ontology annotation, cellular component: nucleus.